CGAACUUCUUCCUCUACCAUGACGAUGGUAACAGACUCGGGCAAUCAUAAUUUGGUCCUAAAAAAUACCAACAGCUUUGCUUCGAACGAAUCUACCCUUCUCUCCUCCCAACUUCCAAUCUUUUCCACCCUUCGCCGUGCACUAUGGCAUCGCCACUUUCACCCACAAAGCAAUCGACCCUGAACCUCGCUACACCGCCCACCAGCCGGCGUCACUUCGACCAGUACGAAGUUCAUGUAUACACGGAGCAAUCCUCCUCCUCCUCCUCCACAACCACCACCACCACCUCUACCACCCCCCCAUCCUACGCUACCACUGCCACUACCAGUUCCUCUGCCGCCGUCCAUCUCGAAAUCGACGCUGGUCCAUCCUCAAGACCCGGCAAGGAGAACGUCAUGUCCCCUCCUAAGCAACGGCAUUCCCGCAUCAUGUCGGGCAAUGAAUUGUCCCCACUGAAGAUCCUCAGCGCGUCAGAACCGAAUUUCGACCGCCAACUAUCUUCCCCAGCACGUGCCUCCCGCAAGAGCAUCCUCUCUCCCGAAAAGCGCUUCCCCGUCAGGAGUUCACGGUCAGGUUCUCGCGAGAGGACCGUGAGCUUGGAGGAUGCGAUCUUUGAAGAUGACGAUGACGAGGGCAAGGACAAGGACGAGGACAGGGAUGUCGGUGCCCAUAGCCCUCAAUCCGUGGACAAGAUGAUGCACCAUGACAACUCAUUCGAAGCGGCUCUUGGUCCAGACGACACCAUGAUGAGCGCCUUUAGUACCUUCUCCGCUGUUCCCGAAAUGACCAUGCUCGCCAAAUUCGGCAACAGCCCUACCAGACCCGACCCCUCGCCCUCACGAACCGCUCGCCCCAUGUCCGUUCAACAAGACUCGUCGGGGAACACCACAAACCUCCUCAUGGACUUUACCGACCAGCUUCGCUUCCCCGGAAGAGCCAACGGCAGGCCAACCAAUACCUCCUCCCCGCCGAACAACCUCAACGGCUUCGCCAACAGCUACAUGGCUACCCCGGCUCGGGCAGCCCAGAGCCUCCUCGACUUUGAUAUCCCCCCCAUGCCCACCCCUCGCAGCAUUCCCACCGUCACCCCACGCGAACUAGAAAGUCUCAAGUCCAGCUUCCUCUCCGAGAUCAGCAGCCUCAAGGCCUCCCUGAGCGGCAAGGAGGCCGAAGUCCAAUCCCUCAAGACGGCCGUCGGCGAUGCCGAGAAGCGCGUGGGCGAGAGCAUGGAGCGGGUGCGGGAGGUCGAAUCGGAGCGAGAGCAGCUCGUGGCCGAAAAGGAAGGCUGGGAAAGGCGCAGCCGCGAGAUGGAAUCGGUGUUGCGAAGCGUCAAGGAGGAGAUUGUUCUGGGCCAGCGCGAGCGCGAAGAGCUCGAAUACAAGCUCUCCGAGAGCGAGCAGCGUCGCGAGGCGGCCGAGACGAUGGCGCAGGAGGCCGAGAGCAAACUCGCCGGCAUGCGCGCCGGACGGGCGACCGAGGAGAACGCGCGGGACAAGGCGAGGAGCCCCGGGGGGGGCAAUGGCAACAGCAGCAGCAGCAGCAACAACAACCAGAAUGCCUCCAGGGAGGUCGAGAUGGCCGUGGAACGGGUGGCACGCGAGCUGCAUGCCCUCUACAAGAGCAAACACGAGACGAAAGUGGCGGCACUCAAGAAAAGCUACGAGGGCCGGUGGGAGAAGAAGGUGCGCGAGCUGGAGAACAAGCUCGGGGAGCUCGGCGAGGAGAACGAGCGGCUGCGGCUGGGACGGGACGCCACCAUGACCCGGGUCGACCACCACAUGCAGGCGGCCGAGGAGGAGCGCAAGGCGCAGGCCAUCCACAACUCGGCGCAGAUCAAAGAACUGGGCGCCGAAGUCGACAAGCUCCAUGCGGUCCUGCGGACGGUGCAGGACGACAACGCGGAACUACGGGCCCUGCUCGAGACGGAACGCGUCGAGAAGGGCGAGCUGGUGAUGCUCGCCGAGGAGAUGAUGGCCAUGCAGACCACCGUUGCCUCGCCCGCGCAACCCAGCACGGUCAGGAAAACGCAGCCGAUGUCGGCGGCGGCGGCGCCGCCGCCACCACCACAACCGUCAUCGGAGCCGACGCAGGCGCGGACGCCGGGUAAGAUGAGGACACCGGGACCCGCGUCGCGGACACAGGCGCAGUCGGGCAACGAGAACCUGCGAGGUAGCAUCUCGCGGCCCUCGGGUCUCAAGGCGCCGGGAAGCUCGAUCGUGAUGCCCGGACGGGGCGGCGCGGCACAGCACGAGAGGACGAGGAGCGGGGCGGGGCCCGGGUUGCCCAGGCCAGGAAGCGGGUUUGGUCCGCGGAGCGGCAUCAUCAGCAAUAUUGAAAGGAUGGGGAAUUACCGAGGCCGGGGAGAAUAA
This is a messenger RNA of Sodiomyces alkalinus F11, 2369 nucleotides long. RefSeq lists its product as hypothetical. Gene Ontology annotation, cellular component: cytoplasm. The coding region runs from base 144 to 2369 and encodes 741 amino acids. Gene Ontology annotation, biological process: mitotic spindle organization; cell population proliferation. The record is from RefSeq and is a predicted model, not a curated record. The transcript has 6 exons. Lineage: Eukaryota; Fungi; Ascomycota; Sordariomycetes; Glomerellales; Plectosphaerellaceae.